ACGCCGACUACGAGGCUCUCGGCGUGGAGGAGGGCGGCGAGGACGAGGCGGCCGACGACGAUGCCCUGGAGGACGAGUCGGCCGGCGGCGCCGCCUGGGGCAAGCGCAAGGGCUCCUACUACAGCGCCGACUACGUGGACGAGGACUGGCGCGGCGCCACGCGCGAGGAGACGCUGGAGAUGGCCGAGCUGGAGGAGCGCGAGGCGCGCGCCAUCCAGCGCCGGCUCGCCCAGCAGCUGGAGGAGCACGAGCUCGAGUUCGGGCUGGCCACUGUGCAGCAGCCGGCGCCGGAGGCGGCCAGCGCCCACACCGAGACGGUGCCGCUGGACACGAGCCGGCUCUCGCGCGCCGAGAAGCUGGACCUGCUGAAGAAGCAGCACCCGGAGCUGCUGCCGCUCAUCGAGGAGUUCCGCUCCCGUUGGACGGAGCUCGCCGCCGUGGUGAACCCCAUCUACCGGCUGGUGCAGGAGGGCAAGGUGUCGGGCGGUGCCGGCGCCGCCUACGUCACGGCUAAGCACCGGCUGCUGCUGGUCUACUGCCUCAACAUCAGCUUCUACCUGGGCCUGCGCGCAGCCGGCCGGCCCACCGCCACCCACCCGGUGAUGCGGCGCAUCGCCCAGUACGGCAAGCUGCUGCAGGCGCUGGGCCCGGCGGACGAGGCGAUGGAGGCGCAUAUGGCGCGCGUGUCGCAGCAGCUGGCGGACGGGGUGGAGCUGCAGGCGGCGGCGGUGCUCCCCAGCGCUGCAGAUCAGAAGACUAAACCAUCGGCUGCCAAGCGGUUGCGGCUCAGCAAGCGCCGUCCAACGGUCGAGACGGACACUGCUCCUUCUGGUGUCGACCAAAAGCUGGCAGCACUGACCAUGGAGAUCGACGCUCUCGAGAAAGAGAAGAAACGCGUGGCUGAAGCCAAGGAGGCCGCCGGCCCGACCUUCACCGAGCUGCGCCAGGCGGGUCAGGCGCGACACAACCCGCUCACGCCCUUCAGGAAGAAGGACCGGCCCGGCCAGCAGUACCAGACGGACGCCCCCGACCAGGAGGCAACGAAGCGCAGCAUCACCUACGAGAUGGCCAAGAACAAGGGCCUAAUGCCCAAGCGGAGCAAAGAGAGCCGCAACCCCCGCGUCAAGCACAAGGAGAAGUUCAAGCGGGCGCUGAAGAAGCGCAGGAGUCUGGUAAGGCAGCUUUGUCGCUCUGAGUUGCAGCGUUACGGCGGCGAAGUGUUCGGCAUCCGGAUGGGCGCCGUCAAGAGUGUGCCCAUCAGGUAGUCACAUCCGGAGCGGCCUCAGGCGUCUCCUGGGGACGGCGCCGGCCGCCGCUGCUGGGCGCGGAGGCGCGGCCCGUCCCGUGCGCUUCGCCCGCCGGUCGCCCCGUGCGGGUCGCAGUGGCGUGAUUGGCUGUCUGACGGCGCUGUACUGUUCGCCGCGCGCU
Molecule: messenger RNA, 1428 nt
Organism: Pollicipes pollicipes
Lineage: Eukaryota; Metazoa; Arthropoda; Thecostraca; Pollicipedomorpha; Pollicipedidae
Gene: Sas10
Product: UTP3 small subunit processome component Sas10
Exons: 10
Coding region: 180-1265 (361 amino acids)
Biological process (GO): maturation of SSU-rRNA from tricistronic rRNA transcript (SSU-rRNA, 5.8S rRNA, LSU-rRNA)
Cellular component (GO): nucleolus; small-subunit processome
Source: RefSeq, a predicted model, not a curated record